Spodoptera littoralis (African cotton leafworm) is the source of this 1590-nucleotide messenger RNA. NCBI's taxonomy places the organism in Eukaryota, Metazoa, Arthropoda, Insecta, Lepidoptera, Noctuidae. The record is from the annotation of a GenBank genome assembly.
AUGAGUUACCCUGGCUCUGUGGUCCUCAGUCCUUGGGCCACGUACAACGAUAGCAGAGUCCGUGACAUCAAUGAAACAGUUGGAUUCAAACAAACAAUCUAUUUCGCAAAUGAUUUGAACGAAUACGAAAUUAUAAUGAAGCUCAUCAAUGAAGUUAUAAGAUUCCCCAUUCGUUUUAUUCUUGUCUUGGAAAAUAUUGUGACGUCAAAUCAAGAGCUGUAUGAUUAUAUAGAAGUAACGUCGAUGAACGACCAGGCAGACUUAAUUGUAGUCAGUGAAAUGGAUACUGGUGAAGUAAAAUUAUCGACGUUUUUUCCCUACAGUGAAGGUCUAUGCGGUAAUUACACGCCAGUGUUUAUGAAGUACGGUCAAGACAUGUUUCCUAAGAAAUUCAGCAAUUUCUAUCAAUGUCCUAUAAGAACGGCCCUCUUAGAAUAUUUUCCUUACGUUACUGUACAAGCAGAAGACGGCAGGAUCAGAUCAGUCGGUGGCUAUGAUGGAAAAAUACUUAUGAUUAUACUGACUAAAUUGAAUGCUUCAUUAGAAGUUACAUCCGCUUAUAACAAUAGCAUUUUUGGAACGUACGUCAAUGGGACGGCAACUGGUUCUAUUGGAGACUUGGCUACUGAAAAAGCUGAUAUACUUAUUCCAGCUGACAUUCUUACUGAGAAAAGAUAUACCGUGACUCUACCAUCUCAUACUUACCACACAGUGGACAUUCGUUGGGUGGGCCGUAGGCAACGUGAAGUAUAUGAUUGGCUAAAAUUUAUUGUUCCUGACCAAACCAACUUUACUUAUCUACACGGUCUGGUAUACAUUUCAUUUCUUAUUUCUGCUAGUCUAGUGAUAAAAUGUAAACCACAUUUGACCAGAGCAACUAACCGCAUACUAUACCAAUCGUUUAUCAUAAUAUUGGGCCAGUCAGUAAAAUUUGUCACGAAGUCUUUCCUCCUCAAUACCCUUUUCGUGCUUUGGAUUUGGUUCUGCUUCUUCUUCAGAAUCGACUAUCAAGCAGAUCUUGUGAAUGCCUUACAGACUCCAGAUUUAGAACCACCAUUUGAAUCUAUUGAAGAUGCAGUCACUAAAGUGGACGGUUACGGUGGCGUGGAAGUAGUGGUGGAAUAUUACAAGGACACUCCAUUGGAACACAAUUAUAAAGUGAUACCAAUGAAUGAAUUGAGAAAGUACAUUCGUCGUAUCUUUGAAGGAGAGAAUUUCCUUCUAGCAACGGAUAUUGCUUUGGUUAAUCUUCUAGCACCUUACGUUCAAAUACUUGAGAAACGUAUCAGUGCUACUGGUGCUAGUUUCUACAUGCGCCCUGGGUGGCCAGCAGCCAAGGACGUAGAUGAUGUAAUAUUCAGCCUCGUCGAAGCUGGAGUUAUAGACAAAAUUUUGAGCGAUGGAAAUAACCACAAAUGGAUUUUGGAUAGGACAGACAUUCAUGAUGAAAUGAUUCCUAUUGGUAUAGAUUUUUCGAAGAUAAACACCUUGUUCUACGGUUUGAUUUUCAUGUGGGUGGUUUGUGCUAUAAUAUUGAUUAUAGAAAUAAAACAUUAUGAAAAGAAAAUGAAGAAAGCACAAAGGGAAUGA